AACGUUUGGCAGUUGGCGUGAGUGUGGAGGCAACACGUUUUGUAACUUGGAGCCUGGAGAAAGAGGGACCCGGCCCCACACACCCGGAGCCGGGAGAGCAAGAGACCCGGCUCCGACACCAUGCCGCGAUCUCGGCGUGACAAGCGGGUUUCUUUGACUAAGACAACGAAGAAAGGAUUACAAGUUAAACAGAAUCUGAUCGAGGAGUUACGAAAAUGUGUGGACACCUACAAGAACCUAUUUGUCUUUUCUAUUGAGAAUAUGCGGAAUAACAAGUUGAAGGAUAUGCGGAGUGCUUGGAAACAUAGUCGGUUUUUCUUUGGUAAAAACAAAGUGAUGAUGGUGGCACUGGGAAAAGAACCAGCAGAUGAGUACAAGGAUGGUUUGCACAAGAUCAGUAAACAGUUGCAAGGUGAAGUUGGUCUUCUGUUCACUAAUCGAACAAAAGUGGAAGUGAUUGAGUGGUUUGAUCAGUACACAGAGUCUGAUUUUGCCCGUGCUGGGAAUAUAGCUACAAUGGCUGUUACGCUAGAUGCUGGGCCCCUGCCACAGUUCACGCACUCCCUUGAACCACAACUGCGACAGCUUGGGUUACCAACCUCUCUGAAGAAAGGUGUUGUGACAUUAUUAUCUGAUUAUGAUGUAUGUAAAGAAGGUGCCUCGCUGACGCCUGAACAAGCACGUCUUCUGAAAUUGCUUGGUAUUGAAAUGGCAACCUUCAAAGUGACGAUAAACUGCAUGUGGAACUCUGAGACUGGUGAAUUUGAGCAACUGACAACUGAUUGAUGCAACAAGCAAAGGGUGGAGGAAAUGUAUGAAGAGCAAGAGUGACUGAGUGCAAGUUGAAGGGCUGAAGCCUGCGUUUCAAAAGUCGCAGUUUCAGUGACUAAUUAACAAUUUUACAAUCAUUUGGGAAACAACUGUUGCACAUGUGGACACUGAAUUAAGUGAGCAUUUUUAAUAAAGUUUGGAACUUCAACAGA
Molecule: messenger RNA, 983 nt
Organism: Chiloscyllium plagiosum (whitespotted bambooshark)
Lineage: Eukaryota; Metazoa; Chordata; Chondrichthyes; Orectolobiformes; Hemiscylliidae
Gene: mrto4
Product: MRT4 homolog, ribosome maturation factor
Biological process (GO): rRNA processing; nuclear-transcribed mRNA catabolic process; ribosomal large subunit assembly
Cellular component (GO): nucleolus; preribosome, large subunit precursor
Molecular function (GO): RNA binding
Source: RefSeq, a predicted model, not a curated record